AUGGCCAUCACUUCAUGUUCAGUCUAUGAACUCUUCAUCUUCUUAUCCUUCUUCAUUUUCAUCCCCUUACCCUGCUUAACCAUAAAUCCUAAACACCACGGAUUGACCGUAGAUCUCAUCCACCGUGACUCUCCACUUUCUCCACUCUAUAAUCUCGAUACCACUUUUUGGGACAAAGCUGAGAAGUUAUAUGAAAGCUCAAUUAGACGCUAUGCCUAUAUAACUUCGAAAAGAAGUGACAAAUACAGAACUGAUCUUAGUAUUGAUGAUUUUGUGUACCUUGCCAAAUUCACCAUUGGUGAACCAGCAGUUGAUGUCUUCACCAUCAUCGAUACCGGUAGCGAUCUCUUAUGGAUCCAAUGUAAACCUUGCACCCAUUGUGAACAACAAUCUGUACCAAUCUAUGAUCGCACCAAAUCAACAACCUAUGGCAACAUAACCUGCAAUUCUUGGGACUGCAAAUUAGUUAAAGGUCCAAGUUGUGACAGCCAAAAUGUGUGUAAUUACCGCAUUCAAUAUGAAGAUAGGAGUUACAGCUAUGGAUUUCUUGCAACCGAGUCUCUAUCAUUCAAGAAUUCCAAAGGAGAAGUCACGGGCACAAUUAAGAAUAUGGUCUUUGGUUGUGGUAUUAACAACCAUAAUUCAGUUCUUGGCCCGUUGAGUGGAGUACUAGGCCUUGCUGCAACUCCAUUGUCACUGGUCACUCGAUUACAUCCCACAACACAACCAAAAUUCUCUUAUUGCUUGAACAACGCAAGUGAUCCAUCUUCUAAAGGUAAUUUGAUAGUUGGUGAAGAUUCACAUAUUAGUGGCUUCUCAACUCCCUUUAUAUUCGAUCAGGGUUGUUACCAAGUCUUUCUUGUUGAUAUUAAAAUGGGGUCAAAAAGUCUUGAUAUUCCUCGGAAAGUAUUUGGUUCAACAGGGAAUGUGAUAUUAGAUAGUGGCACUACAUACACAUUUCUACCACCGGAAGCACAUAAUAAAGUAGUAGAUGCAAUAUCCCAAACAAUCAAAAAAUUUAAGGUCAGACAAUUUGCAAGCACAAGAAAAGGGGAGUUAGGUUACUCAGGAAGUAUUGGAAAGGAUUUAAAUGGAUUUCCAACUAUGACCAUUAAUUUUCUAGGAAAUGCCAAGUUGGUUUUAGAGAGAUGGAGUAUUUUCAUCCCAGAAGGAAAUUCCGCAUUUUGCUUAUCUUUCCUACCUAAUAGUGGUCCCAAUGAGAAAAGCGUUAUUGGUAGCAUGGCUCAACAGUUUUACAAUUUUGGGUUUGACUUUGCUACAUACCAUUUGUCAAUUAUCCAUUCUGUUUGUAUUUACUAG
Molecule: messenger RNA, 1320 nt
Organism: Telopea speciosissima
Lineage: Eukaryota; Viridiplantae; Streptophyta; Magnoliopsida; Proteales; Proteaceae
Product: probable aspartic protease At2g35615
Exons: 1
Coding region: 1-1320 (439 amino acids)
Biological process (GO): proteolysis
Cellular component (GO): extracellular region
Molecular function (GO): aspartic-type endopeptidase activity
Source: RefSeq, a predicted model, not a curated record